GUCCUUUCCGAUAACUCGAUUAUCUUUCCCUGAAUACUCUUCAAGUGGGCAUGCGCAAAAAGCGGAAAUUUACUUCCGGGGACUACACAAACCAGGAAGUAAACAGCAACAAGUGAAAAUGGAAAGUAAAGAUUCAAAACUAAUAAAGAAAACGGGCAGGAAAACCCCUAAGUACUGUUGUAUUUGUAAAGGAAUUUACAGAGGAAAGGUUAUUGAUGGGAGAAAAGUGUCAUUGCACCGUUUUCCUCAGAACAAACGUUUAAAACGUGUGUGGGUGCAGCGAUGUAAAACGGUCAUGAGAUCGUUCCAGUGGAAUGAACACAGACGAUUGUGUAGUGAGCAUUUUGUUGGCUUCAGAGGACCUUCAUUCCAGCAUACACUUCCAUCUAUGUUUCCAACUGAGACUGGUGCUACCAAAACCUUCCAGCCAACGCUCCUUGAUGAAGACGUAGGUGAUGAUGAUGAUGGUGAUACGGUCAAUGACGAUUUAGACCUAGAACUGUCAAAUGAUGAUAGUAUACAGCCACAACUGUCAUUUGUAUCCCCUUCCGGGCAUGCCAUUGAUACCUCUGUCCACCUGCAUGAUUACUGCAUGGGACCAGUACUACAGCCACAGAAUCAGUCCUUUAGAUGUUGUGACACACAGACUGAGAACAACUGUGCAGUGAUGGAAGUACAAACUGAAGAAAGUUUCCUGGGAAAAACAGCAGACUUCAGUUCACAAACAGAACAUUCUACUAGAGACUUUGGUGUACAAUGUCAGCUACCUAUGCUCACAUAUGAUGACGUAAAAUACAAUGACGAUUUGGUCAGUUUUUACACCGGAAUCCCUAAUCGAGUUGUGUUUGAAGCUUUGUUUGAUGAAAUCAAGGAUGAAGCUGAAGUGCGGACAUCAAGGCGGAAACUUAACUAUAAAGAUUCAGAUGGAGGACGGCCAAGAACUCUAAGUGUUCUGGAUGAAUUUUUCAUGGUGCUGAUGCGCCUACGUCUAGGUCUGUUAUUUGAAGAUCUAGGUACUAGGUUUUGCAUAUCCACUUCACAAUGUAGUGACAUUGUUGAAAGAUGGAUCAACUAUUUACAUGUACAAUUAUCCUUUCUUGUUCAAUGGCCAUCUCGUGAGGUAGUGAAAAAUAACAUGCCUGAACAAUUUAAAGAGAAAUAUUCUAACACUAGAAUUAUUAUCGACUGCACUGAAAUUUACAGUGAAACAUCCAGUUCUCUUUCUUUGAAAAGUUUAAUGUACAGUGAUUACAAGUCUCACAUGACUCAUAAGAUUUUGGUGGGUAUAAGCCCAAAUGGUGUUGUAACUUUUGUUUCUGACUGUUGGGUGGGCUGUACCAGUGACAAGAAACUCACAGAAAAAUGUGGACUCUUGGACUUGCUUGAAGAAGGAGACGCCAUAAUGGUUGAUAAGGGUUUCACUAUUACAGACCUUACUACUCCAAGAGGCAUUCAUCUCAUUAUUCCACCAUUUAAACAGAAAGGAAAACAAUUCUCUAAACGUGAGGUUCUCCUUACAAAAGAUAUUGCAAGUUUACGAAUACAUGUUGAAAGGCAAAUGGAGAGAAUCAAGAACUUUCGAAUAUUGCAUGGCAAUAUUCCUAUAACACAGUCAAGGAGAAUUUCUAAAGUGUUCAAAAUAUGCACAUAUUUGACAAAUCUAUGGCCACCACUUGUUCAAUAAUAACUCAUGUGUCAAUGAAAGCGUUUGUAUAUAUCAAGCAUUAGAUUUAGGGAUAAAAACUUGUAUACUUCUAACUAGAACAAUGAAAUUACAAUUUUGUUUUAAAAUCAUUUUUUCGAGCAAGUUAUAUGAUAACAUAUGAGAUUACACAUUUGAUUCAGGUUUGACAAA
Mya arenaria is the source of this 1855-nucleotide messenger RNA. RefSeq lists its product as uncharacterized. The record is from RefSeq and is a predicted model, not a curated record. The coding region runs from base 119 to 1684 and encodes 521 amino acids. NCBI's taxonomy places the organism in Eukaryota, Metazoa, Mollusca, Bivalvia, Myida, Myidae. The transcript is spliced from 3 exons.